GCGCUGGCUGGAGAGUAAUGUUACAGAGCGGAGAGAGUGAGGAGGCUGCGUCUGGCUCCCGCUCUCACAGCCAUUGCAGUACAUUGAGCUCCAUAGAGACAGCGCCGGGGCAAGUGAGAGCCAGACGGGCACUGGGCGACUCUGUGCCUCGCUGAGGAAAAUAAUUAAACAUGGGCAAAGGAGAUCCUAAGAAGCCGAGAGGCAAAAUGUCAUCAUAUGCAUUCUUUGUGCAAACUUGCCGAGAGGAGCACAAGAAGAAGCACCCAGAUGCUUCAGUCAACUUCUCAGAGUUUUCUAAGAAGUGCUCAGAGAGGUGGAAGACCAUGUCUGCUAAAGAGAAAGGAAAGUUUGAAGACAUGGCAAAGGCGGACAAGGCCCGUUAUGAAAGAGAAAUGAAAACUUAUAUCCCCCCUAAAGGGGAAACAAAAAAGAAGUUCAAGGAUCCCAAUGCACCCAAGAGGCCUCCUUCGGCCUUUUUCUUGUUUUGUUCUGAGUAUCGCCCAAAAAUCAAGGGAGAACAUCCUGGCCUAUCCAUUGGUGAUGUUGCAAAGAAACUGGGAGAGAUGUGGAAUAACACCGCUGCAGAUGACAAGCAGCCUUAUGAGAAGAAGGCUGCGAAGCUGAAGGAAAAAUAUGAAAAGGAUAUUGCUGCAUACCGAGCUAAAGGAAAGCCUGACGCGGCAAAAAAGGGAGUCGUCAAGGCUGAAAAAAGCAAGAAAAAGAAGGAAGAGGAGGAGGACGAGGAAGAUGAAGAGGAUGAGGAAGAGGAGGAAGAUGAAGAAGAUGAAGAAGAAGAAGAAGAUGAUGAUGAUGAAUAAGUUGGUUCUAGCGCAGUUUUUUUUUCUUGUCUAUAAAGCAUUUAACCCCCCUGUACACAACUCACUCCUUUUAAAGAAAAAAAUUGAAAUGUAAGGCUGUGUAAGAUUUGUUUUUAAACUGUACAGUGUCUUUUUUUGUAUAGUUAACACACUACCGAAUGUGUCUUUAGAUAGCCCUGUCCCGGUGGUAUUUCCAAUAGCCACUAACCUUGCCUGGUACAGUAUGGGGGUUGUAAAUUGGCAUGGAAAUUUAAAGCAGGUUCUUGUUGGUGCACAGCACAAAUUAGUUAUAUAUGGGGAUGGUAGUUUUUUCAUCUUCAGUUGUCUCUGAUGCAGCUUAUACGAAAUAAUUGUUGUUCUGUUAACUGAAUACCACUCUGUAAUUGCAAAAAAAAAAAAAAGUUGCAGCUGUUUUGUUGACAUUCUGAAUGCUUCUAAGUAAAUACAAUUUUUUUUAUUA
Messenger RNA from Acinonyx jubatus (cheetah), 1278 nucleotides. It is a transcript of the gene HMGB1, whose product is annotated as high mobility group box 1. The record is from RefSeq and is a predicted model, not a curated record. Gene Ontology annotation, cellular component: nucleus. Gene Ontology annotation, molecular function: DNA binding, bending. Lineage: Eukaryota; Metazoa; Chordata; Mammalia; Carnivora; Felidae. Gene Ontology annotation, biological process: regulation of transcription by RNA polymerase II. The transcript is spliced from 5 exons. Bases 171 to 818 code for a protein of 215 amino acids.